AUGCCGCCCACUCUCUACGUCAUUCGCCAUGGUCAAGGUGAACAUAAUGUCAACGACCAGAGUCAUCUAAAGGACCCUUUGCUUACCGAUACUGGCAAAGCCCAAUGCAAAAGUCUCCAAGAACAUUUCCCAUUUCUGCAAGAUGUUCAAGCCAUCGUUGUCUCUCCUCUCAGACGCACCAUACAGACUGCAGCCUUUGUAUUCGCACCAGAGUUAGAAAAGCGCCAAUUGCCUAUCAUUUUAGCUCCCGAUGCGCAAGAAAUCAGUCACUUGGCGUGUGACCUUGGAUACGAUGCCGAUGUUAUCAAAUCACAUGCACCAAAUCUAAUUGCCAAGGCCGUGCCUUCGUACAAUGCCAUUAACUUGGAUGCAACCCUCGUGGAUGAGUCGUGGAACUUAAAGAAAGGGAUAAAUGCGCCUACCCUCAGUGCCGUUCGUAGUAGAGCUUCUCGGCUACGGAACUGGAUCUACAAUCGCCCAGAAAAGCAUAUCGCACUUGUCACUCAUGGUGGCUUCUUGCAUUACCUCACAGAGGACUGGAACGGUUAUGAGAAAGCUAAUGGUAUAGGACUGGUUACCGAAAUUGUGAAUAUCGAAAGCUAG
Messenger RNA from Penicillium manginii, 603 nucleotides. Its product is annotated as histidine phosphatase family protein. The transcript is spliced from 4 exons. Bases 1 to 603 code for a protein of 200 amino acids. NCBI's taxonomy places the organism in Eukaryota, Fungi, Ascomycota, Eurotiomycetes, Eurotiales, Aspergillaceae. The record is from RefSeq and is a predicted model, not a curated record. Gene Ontology annotation, cellular component: cytoplasm. Gene Ontology annotation, molecular function: phosphatase activity.